Tupaia belangeri chinensis (Chinese tree shrew) is the source of this 6808-nucleotide messenger RNA. RefSeq names its product proprotein convertase subtilisin/kexin type 5 (gene PCSK5). The record is from RefSeq and is a predicted model, not a curated record. Gene Ontology annotation, biological process: peptide hormone processing. Gene Ontology annotation, molecular function: serine-type endopeptidase activity. The transcript has 38 exons. Bases 111 to 5771 code for a protein of 1886 amino acids. Gene Ontology annotation, cellular component: trans-Golgi network; Golgi membrane. NCBI's taxonomy places the organism in Eukaryota, Metazoa, Chordata, Mammalia, Scandentia, Tupaiidae.
GGCUGCGCGCCGGGGAGGCCCAGGCCGGAGAAGUUAGUUGUGCGCACCGCUGAGUGCGCUGAGCCAGCGAGCCGGAGAGCGAGCGAGGGAGGCAGCCAGGCGCCGGGACCAUGGGCUGGGGGACAGGCUGCUGCUGCCGGGGACGGCUGGACCUGCUGUGCGUGCUGGCGCUGCUCGGGGGCUGCCUGCUCCCCGUGUGCCGGACGCGCGUCUACACCAACCACUGGGCAGUCAAAAUCGCCGGCGGCUUUCCGGAGGCCAACCGCAUCGCCAGCAAGUACGGAUUCAUCAACCUAGGACAGAUAGGGGCCUUGAAGGAUUACUACCAUUUCUACCAUAGCAGGACGAUUAAAAGGUCAGUUCUCUCCAGCAGAGGAACCCACAGCUUCAUUUCAAUGGAACCAAAGGUGGAGUGGAUCCAACAGCAAGUUGUAAAAAAACGGACAAAGAGGGAUUAUGACCUCGGUCGUGCCCAGUCUACCUACUUCAAUGAUCCCAAGUGGCCAAGCAUGUGGUAUAUGCACUGCAGCGAUAACACACAUCCCUGCCAAUCAGACAUGAAUAUUGAAGGAGCCUGGAAGAGAGGCUACACGGGAAAGAACAUUGUGGUCACCAUCCUGGACGAUGGCAUUGAGCGGACCCAUCCGGACCUGAUGCAGAAUUAUGAUGCUCUGGCGAGUUGCGAUGUGAAUGGGAAUGACUUGGACCCCAUGCCUCGUUAUGAUGCAAGCAACGAGAACAAGCAUGGGACCCGCUGUGCUGGAGAAGUGGCCGCUGCUGCAAACAACUCUCACUGCACAGUAGGAAUUGCUUUCAACGCCAAGAUUGGAGGAGUACGAAUGCUGGAUGGAGACGUCACUGACAUGGUUGAAGCAAAAUCAGUUAGCUUUAAUCCCCAGCAUGUGCACAUCUAUAGUGCCAGUUGGGGCCCUGACGAUGAUGGCAAGACUGUGGAUGGACCAGCUCCUCUCACUCGACAAGCCUUUGAAAAUGGUGUUAGAAUGGGACGGAGAGGCCUUGGCUCUGUGUUUGUCUGGGCGUCAGGAAAUGGUGGGAGGAGCAAAGACCACUGCUCCUGUGAUGGCUACACCAACAGCAUCUACACCAUCUCCAUCAGCAGUACAGCAGAAAGCGGGAAGAAACCUUGGUACCUGGAAGAGUGCUCAUCCACGCUGGCCACAACCUACAGCAGCGGAGAGUCCUACGAUAAGAAAAUAAUCACGACGGAUCUGAGGCAGCGUUGCACGGACAACCACACCGGGACGUCAGCCUCAGCCCCUAUGGCUGCAGGCAUCAUUGCACUAGCCCUGGAAGCCAAUCCGUUUCUGACCUGGAGAGACGUACAGCAUGUUAUUGUCAGGACUUCCCGUGCGGGACAUUUGAACGCUAAUGACUGGAAAACCAAUGCUGCUGGUUUUAAGGUGAGCCAUCUCUAUGGAUUUGGACUGAUGGAUGCAGAAGCCAUGGUGAUGGAGGCGGAGAAGUGGACCACUGUUCCCCAGCAGCGAGUGUGUGUGGAGAGCACAGACCGACAAAUCAAGACGAUUCGCCCCAAUAGUGCGGUGCGCUCUAUCUACAAAGCUUCAGGCUGCUCUGAUAAACCCAACCACCAUGUCAACUACCUGGAGCACGUGGUUGUGCGCAUUACCAUCACCCACCCCAGGAGGGGAGACCUGGCCAUCUACCUGACCUCACCCUCAGGAACCAGAUCCCAGCUCUUAGCCAACAGGCUAUUUGAUCAUUCUAUGGAAGGAUUUAAAAACUGGGAGUUUAUGACCAUUCACUGCUGGGGAGAACGAGCUGCUGGUGACUGGGUCCUGGAAGUUUAUGAUACUCCCUCCCAACUGAGAAACUUCAAGACUCCAGGUAAAUUGAAAGAGUGGUCUUUAGUCCUCUAUGGCACCUCCGUGCAGCCGUACUCACCAACCAAUGAGUUUCCUAAAGUGGAACGCUUCCGCUAUAGCAGAGUCGAAGACCCCACAGAUGACUAUGGUACAGAAGAUUAUGCAGGCCCUUGUGACCCUGAGUGCAGUGAGGUCGGCUGUGACGGACCAGGACCGGACCACUGCAAUGACUGCUUGCACUAUUAUUACAAGCUGAAAAACAAUACCAGGAUCUGUGUCUCCAGCUGCCCCCCUGGCCACUAUCAUGCUGACAAGAAGCGGUGCAGAAAGUGUGCCCCCAACUGCGAAUCCUGCUUUGGGAGCCAUGGGGACCAGUGCCUGUCCUGUAAAUAUGGAUACUUCCUGAACGAAGAGACCAACAGCUGUGUUAUUCACUGCCCUGAUGGGUCAUACCAGGACACCAAGAAACAUCUUUGUCGGAAAUGCAGUGAAAACUGCAAAACUUGCACUGAAUUUCAUAACUGCACGGAAUGUAAGGAUGGGUUAAGCCUGCAGGGAUCCCGGUGUUCUGUCACCUGUGAAAACGGCCGGUUCUUCAACGGCCAGGACUGCCAGCCCUGCCACCGCUUCUGCUCCACUUGUGCUGGGGCGGGAGCUGAUGGGUGCAUUAACUGCACAGAGGGUUACUUCAUGGAGGAGGGGAGAUGCGUGCAGAGCUGUAGCAUCAGCUAUUACUUCGAUCACUCUUCAGAAAAUGGACACAAAUCCUGUAAAAAAUGUGAUACCAGUUGUUUGACGUGCAAUGGUCCAGGCUUCAAGAACUGCACGAGCUGCCCCAGUGGGUAUCUCUUAGACUUAGGAAUGUGUCAAAUGGGAGCCAUCUGCAAGGAUGGAGAAUACAUUGACAAGCAAGGUCGUUGCCACAUAUGUGAAGCCUCGUGUGCCAAGUGCUGGGGGCCGACCCACGAAGACUGCACUGACUGCCCCAUCACUAGGAUUUUUGAUGAUGGUCGCUGCGUUUUGAACUGUCCCUUUGGGAAAUUUGAAUUUAAAAGCCAAUGUCUUCCAUGCCACCACACCUGCCAAGGAUGCCAAGGAAGUGGGCCUUCCAACUGCACCGUGUGUGGGCCAGACAAGCAUGGCAAAGAGCACUUCUUGUACCAAGGGGAGUGUCGAGAGAGCUGCCCGGUGGGCCAUUACCCUGCCCAGGGGUCUAUCUGCCUGCCCUGCUCAGACAACUGUGAGCUGUGCCAUGGCCCACAUGACUGCACCAAAUGCAUGAGUGGCCACGUUCUGGUCCCCACCAACCUCACCUGCCAGAAGUUAAAGUGCGGACAAGAUGAAGUUCAAGACCCAGACUAUGAAGAAUGUGUGUCUUGUGAAGAAGGAUGUCUGGGAUGCAGCCUAGAUGAUCCAGGAACCUGUACUUCGUGCGCUACGGGGUAUUACAUGUUUGCACACCAUUGUUAUGAAACCUGUCCAGAGAAGACCUACAGUGAAGAAUUGGAAUGCAAACCAUGUGCCACUAAUUGUGGCAGCUGUGACCAGAAUGAGUGCUAUUGGUGUGAAGAGGGCUUCUUCCUUUGGGGUGGCAGCUGUGUGAGGAAAUGUGGCCCUGGCUUCUACGGCGAUCGAGGAACGGGAGAAUGUGAGCCCUGCCACCCAGCCUGCGAGACCUGCACUGGCCUUGGCCACGACGACUGUAGCAGCUGCCCAGCAGGACUGCAGCUGCUGCACGGGAUGUGUGGACGUCCUGCCCAGCCCCAGGUGGAAAGCAGCUUCUGGAAUGAAGCUGUGCCCACUGCAAACCCAUCUUUGGUGAAGAGCGUGCUGCAGGAGCGACGAAGGUGGAAGGUUCAAAUGAAAAGAGACACUUUGAGGCAAUUCGAGCUUUGUCAUUUUUCUUGUAAAACCUGCAAUGGAUCUGCAACUCUGUGCACCUCAUGUCCAAAAGGUGCCUAUCUGUUGGCUCAGUCCUGCGUUUCUACUUGUCCCCAAGGCACAUGGCCCUCGAGAGAGAGUGGCAGCUGUGAGGACUGUCUAGAGAACUGCACCUCUUGCUCUGGACCCGACCUCUGCGACAAGUGCCAGACUUCGCUGGCCCACCCUCUGUUUCUCCAUGAAGGCAGGUGUUACACCGAGUGCCCUGAGGGCUUUUAUGCAGAAGACGGUGUAUGUGAACGCUGCAGCUCUUCUUGCAGAACGUGUGGAGGAAAUGCCACCCACUGCCAUUCUUGCAAAGGAAGCUUUGUCCUGAACCACGGGGUCUGCCUUGAAACCUGCCCCCAGAGGCACGUGGCUGUGGAGGGGGUGUGCAAGCACUGCCCAGAGAGAUGUCAGGACUGCAUCCACGAGAAAACAUGCAAAGAAUGCAUGCCUGAGUUCUUUCUGCAUGAUGACACGUGCUAUGAGUCCUGUCCUCAAGGCUUCUACGAAGACUCACGCCAAUGUGUCCCCUGCCAUGAAGACUGCCUGGAUUGCAGUGGCCCCAAAAAUGAUGACUGUGAGCAAUGUGAUGGUGAUUCCUUGUCUCUCUAUAAUGGGCUGUGUAUGGAUGAGUGUCCAGCAGGAACUUACCAAGAAAAAGAGACUAAAAUGUGCAAAGAUUGCCCCAAGUCCUGCCACACCUGCUCAUCCUCUGGGACCUGCACAACUUGUCAGAAAGGCCUGAAGAUGAGCACCCAUGGGAGCUGCGUGGCCAACAAGGAGUGCGCCCCGUCCGAGUACUGGGAUGAGGAGGCUCACAGGUGCAAGCCCUGUCACACCAAGUGCUUCCACUGCAUGGGACCUGCUGAGGACCAGUGUCAGACCUGCCCCAGGAACAGCCUUCUUCUCAAUACGACCUGUGUGAAGGACUGCCCAGAAGACCACUACGCUGACGAGGACAGCCACCGCUGUGCCCCCUGCCACAGCUCUUGCAGGACAUGUGAAGGGAGACACAGCAGGCAGUGCCGCUCCUGCAGGCCUGGCUGGCUCCAGCUGGGGAAGGAGUGCCUGCUGCAGUGCAGGGAAGGAUAUUAUGCAGAAAACUCUACCAGCCAGUGUGAAAGAUGCCACCAGAGCUGCAAGGCAUGCCGAGGCCCCCUGCCCACGGACUGCCUGUCCUGCGAUACGUUUUUCUUUCUCCUCCGCCCUAAGGGAGAGUGCUAUCGCACCUGUCCAGAACACUACUAUGCAGAUCAGAGCAAGCAGACCUGUGAGCGAUGCCAUCCAACUUGUGAAAAAUGCAAAGGAGAAGGACCAUUGAGUUGCUUAUCCUGUGUGUGGAGUUACAGCCUCAUGGGAGGAAUCUGCAACUCAGACUGUCAUGUGGGGCUGUACAGAGUGGGAGAGGGAGAGAAAUUUAACUGUGAAAAAUGUCAUGAGAGCUGCAUGGAAUGCAAGGGGCCUGGCCCCAAGAACUGCACCAUAUGCCCCGCCAACCUGCUGCUGCACGUGGAUGACGGCCGCUGCCUCCGCUGCUGCAACACCUCCGAUCCCAGCGAUGCCCAGGAGUGCUGCGACUGCCCUGCCACCACAGAAGAGUGUAUCCUUCGAACCAGAGAGAUCAGGCCUGCAGCUGAGCACUCCAAGACAGCUCUGUUUGUCACUUCCUCCAUUAUGCUGGUGCUUCUGCUUGGAGCGGCUGUGAUUGUCUGGAGGAAAUCUCGGGGCCGAGGCCAGCCAGCAGGGAAGUCUGGCUACGCAAAGCUGGCCGAACCCAGUAAGUCUUACUCCUCCUAUAAGAGCAGCUAUCAAGAGAGCACAAGCUUUGAGGAGGAUCAGGUGAUUGAAUACAGGGACCGGGACUAUGAUGAAGAUGACGAUGAUGACAUUGUGUACAUGGGUCAAGAUGGCACUGUCUACCGGAAAUUUAAGUAUGGACUGCUGGAUGAUGAUGACGAAGAUGAGCUGGAAUACGAUGAUGAGAGUUACUCCUACCAGUAACCAGAAGCCACCCACCCACCUCCACUCCACUCACAGGCUUGCUUUGCAACAUCGCUGGUUCUAUCCACACACCAGGCUAGUGUGUGAACGUUUGCAUUUGUCUUCUUACCCAUGAGUCCAACCAGAAUGUAAGAAUGCUGAAAUACUUUGUUCUUUGGGGUGGCUAAACCCAAUUAACAGUUCCCUUUCAACCAUAAUUGAGGAACAUGUAUAAAAUUUGGAGACAUUCUCUUCAAAACAUGUCAAGACAUAAGACACAGAAAGUAAAAAAGAGUGGGAUUUAAUUUCUUCGUGUGAUUUGUUAAAAAUGGGCACUGGACCUGUAGGAAUUCUGUUUCCAAACUGCGUUGUGUAGACAUCUGCUACCUUUUGGAAUUCUGAUAUUUCUUUAAUUUUGGAAGAAAUGGUGUUAUGAAAGAGUUGUUCAUUUAAGGAGUCUUUUCCCCCUAUUAGCUGUGUUUAGGCAGAGAUUUGCUUUGUGAGCACCAAGAAAAUAGGUGUUUUUUUGUUGUUUUGUUUUCUUUUUUAAUGAUAGAGAGUGAGGUAUGCAUGAGAGAGAAGCAACUUUGACAAGGCUUUGUCAUGUUGCUUCCUUCUUCUCAACCCCACCAGUUCCUCAGGGACCCUGGGCACCCAUGUGCAUGCCUGGCAUGUCUUCAGGCUGACCCAGGGCCAUAUGGCUUCCAGCCUGGUGGGGCAAAUGUGUUAUGCUGCACCACUGAGCCAAAGCAAGGUCUUGUCCAUUGGCUUCAGACCAGUCCUGGUGAGAAGACCAUCUCUGCUGAGGCUGCUCAGGACCUACUUAUACAUGAAGAAAGAAAAGAGAAGUAGUAUCACAGCCUAGAAGCCAUGAGUUCACUGGGCUCUGGUUCUUCUUAAAUAACUACUUAAGUUCUUAAGUAAUCCAAAGUCACAAUGAUUCUAAGGGCAGAGCUUGCGUGGAGAUAGGCAGCCACAAGCCCAAUGAGAAAGAAAUCACCAAGUUCCUGACCAUUGCACCCUCAAGAUUUUCUAAGAGCUUUUCUAGUAGGAAAGAU